Molecule: messenger RNA, 189 nt
Organism: Amoebophrya sp. A25
Lineage: Eukaryota; Dinophyceae; Syndiniales; Amoebophryaceae
Source: the annotation of a GenBank genome assembly
AUGCGUCACCCGGCGUUGGCGGACUACGUGCACGAAGUCGAAGUGCGUCCUUGUGUGUCCAAGGGCGUGAAGGAGCGCGCUCACUUGGAGCUGAUGGUGCGCAAGCACGGGGAUGUGGACUUGCAUGAGGCCAUUUACCAUCAGAUCCCAGAGGGUGAGAUGCGUGUCGAACUGCCAAAGAAGAAGGCC